GGCCCCCGCGGCUCGAAGAGCGCGACCGCGAGGAGAGGAAGCUCAACGAGGACGCCCCGAUCGGCUUCGCGAUCGUGCCGGCCCCCAUCCCGCGCCGAACGGUCGGGGCGGCGAAGCAGAAGAUCUUCGCGAUCAGGCGCGCCCACUUGGUUGCGGGGCAUUGCGACUCGCUGCUCCACCGCGCGAGGCCCUGGUCCACGCUGGCCAGCCCACAUAGGUGGCAAGGGCCUGGUUGGGUGGAGAAGCCGGCGACUCCGCGCGCGAUGCUCUGGUUGAGGGACUUCGUCAAGCAGCAGUCGAGCCUGGCGCCGCCAGGCGCGGCUGCCCUGACGGCUUUCUUCUUCGCGCUCACCGGGUCUGAGUGCCUUGCGCGGGACAUCGAGGUCCGCGACGCGGCGAACGAGCUGGGCUGCGAUAUCAGCGACGCCUCCGGGCUGGUGAGCCAGAUCAUGGUGUCCAAGACGGACCAGUCAAACGCGGGCUGCCCCCGCAACUGGCGCCGGGCGGGGUCGGCCUCAGCGCGCUGCCCUGCCUAG
Messenger RNA from Prorocentrum cordatum, 536 nucleotides. NCBI's taxonomy places the organism in Eukaryota, Dinophyceae, Prorocentrales, Prorocentraceae. The record is from the annotation of a GenBank genome assembly.